Jaculus jaculus (lesser Egyptian jerboa) is the source of this 4085-nucleotide messenger RNA. It is a transcript of the gene S100pbp, whose product is annotated as S100P binding protein. The transcript has 7 exons. Gene Ontology annotation, cellular component: cytosol; nucleus. Lineage: Eukaryota; Metazoa; Chordata; Mammalia; Rodentia; Dipodidae. The record is from RefSeq and is a predicted model, not a curated record. Gene Ontology annotation, molecular function: calcium-dependent protein binding. The coding region runs from base 214 to 1410 and encodes 398 amino acids.
GGUUGGGGGUGCCUGUUGCUUCUCCAGCACCCUCGUCCGGCCCUUCGCCGGGCUUAGGGAGGCCGAGGGAAGUGCCGCUAGUCGCUCCUGAGGAAGGUGGGAGUCAAUCACUUUGACAGGUCUCCUGAAAGGAACAACCAGCAGGAGUUGAAACAUUUUUCCAUUUGGUCUCGUGGCAGAGGUGCAGAGAUUGCUCCAGCAGCUUGACACAACAUGACGUGCUCACUCUUGCCCUCUGAACAGUCUUCCGGUACAUCUUUUUUGCCUAAAGACAAAGCCCCAUUUUCGUGGGGUUCCUUGGAUGAAGAUGGGUUGGAUGACUCCUUGUUGGAGUUGUCUGAUGGAGAAGAAGAUGAUGACCAUUUCAGUUUCACGGAGGAAGAGAUUGAGAUGCUCUUGAAAGAUGAUGAUGGUGGUCAUGAUGAGAAUGGAGAGAGAAGAAACCAAAUUCUACUUGAUAGUUCCCAAGAAAAUAAUACGUUGUAUAGCUUGGGACCAGCAGCUGAGACCCCUGGCUUCUUCAAACUACCUCAACUCAAUACGUCAGUUGGUCAUGGACCAACUCCCAAUAAAUCAUUAAACAGACACUUUGUACUUGAAAAAAAUCUUAUAAAAGUGACUGUUGUUGCACCAUUUAACCCAACAGUUUGUGAUCCUAUGCUGGAUAAAGACAAGAUUGAUUCAUCCAAAGACACUGAAAAGCCCUCCUCUCUUGGGGAACGGAAAGAUGAUCUUAGUUCAAGUGAGAGCAAACUUUGCACUGAACCUGAAGGGAUCAACCCCAAUAACUCUGCCUGGGAUGGAUCUCUAUAUUCUUUUUCAAACAGUAACUUUGAACAAACUGUCUGUGACAAAAAUAUAUUUGACAGUAAGAAACCUACACCUGAGUCCUCUCAGACUUCAGAUCAUUCAGAGAAACCUAAUAGGGGGUCAUCCUGGAAAAAUGGUGAAUCACAUAAAUCAGGUUGUGAAGCAAGAUUUACAAUUGUCUCCAGUUCAUCAAACAGACAUGUUUUUGACAAGGAUUCUGGGGAGAUGAAAGUCCCUGAGAGAAUAGGCAAAGUUGUUCCUGUUCUACAAACCAAAGCCAGGAUGGUUUCACAGUCAGAGCUAGAAAAACAGAAGGAACUUUAUCUCAGCAGAGUCAUUGCUCAUAUAGAAGACCCAGGAGAUUCCAUUCAAGGUACCUCAAGGGAGUUAGAUACCUUAAUGGAUCAAGUUCAUAUGCAGAAUCCAGACUGGCAGCAUCCUUCAGAUCUUACCACACGAAAUUAUGCCCGGUACCGACAGAAACCUCUGCAAAGAUACAGUCUGACUCAGUGGGUUAACAGGAACAAGCGAAGCCAUCAUCGGUUCCAGCGUCUCCCAGACUUCUCUUAUGGUCCAUAUGUUUCAUCCCAUCAACAGUGAAAGUCCCUAUCCAGGGUUUUGUCCAUAGCAGCAUCUCAUUUUUUUCUGCUGUUUUUUUAUUUUAGUUUAUUUUAUUUUUGCUUUGUAUAUUUUGAAUUUUAUUUUUCCACAAGAUUUUUAUUUAAAGAGCUUGUCACCUAUUAGAAAAGUUCGUUACUGACUUGAAUUUUUUUUAUGGGGACCCUCCUGAUCUUUUUGUGUCUAAAUGUUUCAGCAGUGUUUAGUAGAUACUUCUUUUUUAAAGUUUUUAUUUAAAUUGAAGGUAGCUGCCUCUUGAUGGCCUGCAUUAAGCCAAAGCACCCACCUCUCUGUAGAGGUGCAAUCCACUGGUGCCCAGAAGUCGUCUUUUCAUCUACUGUAGAAAGAAAUUCUUUUGCAGGCUGUGUAGACAGUGUUAUUUGCUGAUGACUUGUUAAUAGAUGUUACUUUUACAACCCUUCAUGUAAAAUUUGAAUCUCUAAAUACUUGUCAAUAUUUUAAAUUUGGCAAUUAACGACACAUGAAGUAGGGUGAAAUAAAAGUCCUGUUGUGAAAGGGUAAAUUUAAAAUGUAAGUCCCCUUGCUGGACAAGGCGGAGCACAUCUUUAAUCCCAGCACUCAGAGGCUAAGGUGGAAGGAUCAUUAUGUUUUUCUGUUUUCUGAGGCCAGACUGACACUACAGAGUGAGUUCCAGGUCAGCCUGGGUUAGAGAGAGACUCUACCUGUAAAAAGAUAAAAUGUAAAUCCUCUCCCUUCUGUACUGCCUUUAUUAUUCGCUUUUUUCAUUCUUUGUUAAACUUACUUUGCAGGUAAGCGCUUACAAGUCUUACACAUUUUAACUCUGACAGAAGACUGCUGGCUAACUUUUAUUGAAUACUUCAUGGUCUUGUGACUUUUUUCCAACUUCAAUGACCAUUCUUCUCCUGUGGUUCUGCAGGAAGUAUUCCUAUGUCCUGUUAACUCUUCUUCAGAACAACAUCCCUGCUGUCAUUGUUGCAGAGCUGUUCUUGAGAAUCUUGACUUGUUGUCAGGCCAGUGCCAUUGAGAGAUUCAUGGAUUGAUAGUUUCAUCUGCUAAAUUCCAAUUUGUGUAUAGAUGUUAGUCAAGGAGCCUCCAUGCUGUGGGAGCCUUUGGAAAGGCAUUCUUUUGUCUCCACAGAUAGCUUUGGCCUGAGUGUUAGCAUCUCCUUAUUUGAUCCGGCUUCAUAGUUUCACAUAACUGCUUAUGUGGGUCUAGUGAAAUUACAUUACCUGAUCUGUUAGGUUUGGUAUUCUAAUCAAAGACUUUAUACAUCUGUCUUAAUGGAUAUCUUAGGAAUUUUUUAUUGCUUUACAGACACCUCUAGAAAUAAUUUUGGGAAAUUUUGUGGUCUGGCAUUCAUACUACUGUUCACUCUCUGAAGGUUGUUCAUAGUUGCUAUAGCCACUGUUUGGUUUUGUUUCAUUAGCCCUAUUUUUGUAUGUGAAUAACCCAUCUUAAACAUCCUACUCCAUCAUAAGACAACUGACUUGGGAAAAGCAUGGUCAUUCAAGCCUCCAGUAAGUUUGGAUAGAUAUUCCUAAUUGUUUACUGGGAACACUUACACAGCCAAUGAUUUUCUUCCUUUUGGUUGCUUUGAGACAGGGACUCCUGUAGCUCAGGCUGACCUUGAACUCAUUAUGUAGCUGAAGAUGAUCUUAAACUGAUCCUCCUACCAGCACCUCCCAAGUGUUAGGAUUGUAUGUGUUUUACCGCUGUGCCUAGCAAAGUUCCCUGGUCACUUGCUUUAGGUCUGGGAGUAGAAUUCAACAGAAAAAUUGUGAGAAUCUAUUGUCUCAUUUGUCAUAAUUGGCAUUUUACUUCAUUGGUCAUUUCUCCAAGCUGCUGUAAAUUUGCCUAAUGGAGUGAGUAAGAUAUGCCAAACAUCCACCUUUGAGACCAAAGUGUAGUUAAAAUCAAGUGUAGCUAGUAGUGCUGUGGCUAAUUCUCCACAGAUUACCCAAGAAGUGAAGGGACAGCAUUUUGUGUAGGCAAAAAUCUGAGACAUUCUUGCUCUCCUGGUACAGGAGAGUUUUAAGAUUGACUGUAACGAGAGCAUUGUCUUUGCCAAAUCAGAUGACUGACAGGUUAACUAGAAAAUGUGACAAUCACAUUUCCUCUUAGCUCAGAUAAUUCUGUUUUUCCAAAGCUUUAGCAGCUUAAUUAAAUCUGUUGGACUGGGGGAGGAGAGAACACUGUUCUCUAGUGGUUAACAUGGUAUUCUUUAAGGAGAAAAACAAAGCCAAAGAAAACUCAUUAUCUGACAUGUUAGCCUUAAAGAUGGUAAUGGGUAGAGUCUGAAGUUUUAUUCUCUUUUUUGAAGCUGCAUAUCUCUUAUGUAUGGUGUUGGCCUCUAAAUGUUAUUGUUCAGAUGUAAUUCUUGCUGUAUUUUUAAAUUUGAGUAAGGGUUAUAUGCAUUUAACUGUACCUAGCUUUCUUGAUUAUGAGAUUCUCACUACAGGGGUCUUGGCAAAAAUAAAAAUUUGCUAUUUAAAUAGUUUACUUGUUAGUAAGGAGCCUGAAAUAACCUAUAGUUUUUCAUCUAAUAUAGGCUCUAAUUUACUUGAGUUGUCAAGAUCAAUUAUGAAACUGAAGUUUGGUGCCUCAUCUUUAUCAUAUUUUUCCCUUGUAGCAGUUGUGUUUAAUGUCAUUAAAAGAAAUAAAAGUUCUUGUCAGUG